This is a messenger RNA of Cercocebus atys (sooty mangabey), 2480 nucleotides long. Its product is annotated as acyl-coenzyme A thioesterase 1-like. Lineage: Eukaryota; Metazoa; Chordata; Mammalia; Primates; Cercopithecidae. Gene Ontology annotation, biological process: fatty acid metabolic process; acyl-CoA metabolic process. The record is from RefSeq and is a predicted model, not a curated record. The transcript has 3 exons. Bases 600 to 2090 code for a protein of 496 amino acids. Gene Ontology annotation, molecular function: fatty acyl-CoA hydrolase activity.
ACGCCUGAAAAUCCCAGCACUUUGGGAGGCUGAGGCGGGCGGAUCACAAAGUCAGGAGUUGGAGAAAUAACUAUUACCUCAUUUGACUAUUUUUACACCUGUAAGGAAUGAAGCUCAGAGGUCACACAGGAAGAAGCCAGCACCCUUCGGUGUGGGAUUGAUGUGGAGGAUAGGCAUAUACAGAGAACACACAAGCAAAACACCAUGGUGCGGAUUUUGACAGAAAAGCUCUAUGAUUAGUAAUGAGUGUGAAUUCUUCAACAAAGUGAUCAAAACCAACUUCAGUCCUGCAUUCCUCUUCGCCAUCAGGAGUUUGGCGCCUCGAGACUGCCCAUUCCGCCGGCCAGCAAGCUUCUGGAAAGCAAAACUAGGAAGUUGCUUUCCAACAUAAAGUGGAGGUUUCAACACAGCAGACUUUAAGCAAGUUCAAGUGUGUCUGUAUUUGGUCGGGCUGAUAGGCUGGACUCCGGCCUUCCCAGCUCAGGUUAGCAGACUCCUCUGCCCUAGUGGGCGCUUAGCCUGCGACGGUAGCCUUAGAUGAUCUCUAACAAGCUUCUUUCUCCCCACCCCCGUUCAGUUGUUCCCAGGUCAAAUUCAAAAUGGCCGCAUCUCCUGCUGUCCUUCGAGCGUCCCGGCUGUACCCAUGGAGCCUGAAGAGUUGGGCGCAGUUGCUGAGGUCUCCACAGAUGAAGCAGGUUGGCCGGAUCAUUAGGGUUCCUGCUCGGAUGGCGGCGACGCUGAUCCUGGAGCCCGCCGGCCGCUGCUGCUGGGACGAGCCGGUGCGAAUCGCAGUGCGCGGCCUAGCUCCAGAGCAGCCGGUCACGCUGCGCGCGUCCCUGCGAGACGAGAAGGGCGCGCUUUUCCAGGCCCACGCGCGCUACCGCGCCGACGCCCACGGCGAGCUGGACCUGGAGCGCGCGCCCGCGCUGGGCGGCAGCUUCGCGGGGCUUGAGCCCAUGGGGCUGCUCUGGGCUUUGGAGCCCGAGAAACCCUUGCUGCGGCUGGUGAAGCGCGACGUGCGGACGCCUUUGGCGGUGGAGCUGGAGGUGCUGGAUGGCCACGACCCCGAGCCCGGGCGGCUGCUGUGCCGGGCGCGGCAGGAGCGCGACUUCCUCCCGCCAGGGGUGCGGCGCGAGCCGGUGCGCGCGGGCCGGGUGCGCGGGACUCUUUUCCUACCGCCAGGUGAGUCACCUCUGCUAAUUGUUCCCGUCUGCCCAACUCUGUUCCUGUGCUUUUCACUUUGUGUGUGCGUGCGUGUGUGUGUGUGUGUCGCCCCCCCGCCUCCCCCCUGCUCUUUUCACUUUGUUUGUGUCUCUCCCCCCACCCCACACCCCCGGACUAUAUUGCCCAGGCGGGUCGGGCAGCAGGGUGCGGUACUGCUUCCAGGCCAGGAAGCUGCGGCCCUGCUGCAGUGUCACAGGCAGCUCCCUGAGGAGGGGCGGCUGAAGCCCCGCAGGAGGCCGUCUAGAAGCUGCCAGCACACGGUAAAAGGUCCAGGAGUUGGGCUGCUUGGAGUUUCCAAAGGGGGUGAGCUCUGCCUUUCCAUGGCCUCUUUCCUGAAGGGCAUCACGGCUGCUGUCAUCAUCAACGGCUCUGUGGCCAAUGUUGGGGGAACCUUACACUACAAGGGUGAGACCUUGCCCCCUGUGGGCGUCAACAGAAAUCGCAUCAAGGUGACCAAAGAUGGCUAUGCAGACAUUGUGGAUGUCCUGAACAGCCCUUUGGAAGGACCUGACCAGAAGAGCUUCAUUCCUGUGGAAAGGGCAGAGAGCACCUUCCUGUUCCUGGUAGGUCAGGAUGACCACAACUGGAAGAGUGAGUUCUAUGCUAAUGAGGCCUGUAAACGCUUGCAGGCCCAUGGGAGGAGAAAGCCCCAGAUCAUCUGUUACGCAGGGGCGGGACACUAUAUUGAGCCUCCUUACUUCCCGCUGUGCCGGGCUUCCCUGCAUGCCUUGGUGGGCAGUGCUAUUGUCUUCGGAGGGGAGCCCAGGGCUCAUGCCAUGGCUCAGGUGGAUGCUUGGAAACAACUCCAGACUUUCUUCCACAAACACUUGGGUGGCCAAGAGGGGACAAUCCCAGCAAAACUGUAAUUUUUAUUUGAUCCUCUCUGUUGCUAAUCUCUCCUGGAAACAUCGGCCACAUUUAGUGUGUGUAUGUGUAUUCAUUCUUUUCUUUUUAAUAACUACUUAAAGUUUCUCCCCCUCAUUAUUAAAAUGAAUUUACCAGUAAGAAUGAGUUUUUAAGAUUUUUAUAAACUGUAUACUUGAUCAGUUUGGGAAGGGAGUAACUGUAGAAAACACAAGAAAUGGAAAAAGUCUCUUCUUCCUAUCUGAACACACAACUGAUAAGGCUUUAAUUCUGAAAGGAAAAGUGAGUAACAUCAAUUAACAGUGUCUGGUACAUAAAUGGAGUUCAAUAGUUAUUUGCUGAAUGUGUAUAAAUGAGCCAGGCGUGGUGGCUCACACCUGUAAUCCUAGCAC